Oldenlandia corymbosa var. corymbosa is the source of this 1767-nucleotide messenger RNA. The record is from the annotation of a GenBank genome assembly. Lineage: Eukaryota; Viridiplantae; Streptophyta; Magnoliopsida; Gentianales; Rubiaceae.
AUGGCCGGCGAUGAUCGAGGCGUUGAGGCGGCAAUGGGAGUCGGCGAUCGUGGCGUUGAGGUGGACACGGCCGGCGGCGAUCGAGUCGUUGAAACGGCGACGGCGUUCAGCGAUCGAGGAAAGGCUCCGAUUCCACCAGAGUGGCGAAACGGUGAUUGGAUCGACAAUAUGCUUAGUUCAGAUCGAGUGAUGAGUUAUGUCGUUAAUGAUUCCGUCUUGAUGAAUGCGGAAUGUAGUGGUAUAAAAUCCAUCGAACAACCUUGGUGUGCCAGUAAAUCAACGCAAGGUCACAGUUCUGUUGUAGAUCAGCUGGAAUCAGAAUGUGGAGAAGAUAAUAGCGGCAAUGAAUUGAGAGUUGAUAAUGUGAUGUUGGAGGAGGAUGCCUUGCACAAGGAAAUUUCAUCUGUGACGAAGAAUAAUGAUUUGGCUGUUUUUACUUUAGUUGGAUACAAGAGAUCCAGUGGAAAUGGUGAUGUGUGCCAUGAGAGGGUUAAUUUUCGGUGUGGGUGUCCAGCUUAUAUCCACCUUACUGUUGACAAAGAUGGCUUGUGGACCUGUACAAAGCAUCUGGUUGAUCACAAUCAUGAUCUUGUGCCGAAUGAAAUGAUUGGACUUCUUCAAUCUCAACGUGAAGUAGAUGAAAAUGAUAUGAAGAUAAUCAGAGACGUGACAAGGAGUGGCAUCCCUUUGGUUGAUGCAUUUAAGUUUGUGGCAAAAUUACACGAGGGAAGUCUGAACAUGAAAUAUACUUUGAGAGAUGCCUACAAUUAUGAGCGUCCUGGUGUUGGAUUUGAAGGUGCUGUGAGGGGUGAAGAUCUACGUUGUAGCCAGGGAGACAUCAAUUCAUAUCUUCCCGGUGACCCUUUCCUAGAGAGCAUUCGCAGAGUGUACACAGUUGAAGCAUUCCGGGAGGUUCAGCAGUUGCACAGAGAUGGGAUGUUGUGCAGGCAGGAGCAGUUAGAGACAAAAGGUUAUGGUGCCAAGUCAAGCAUAGCUAAUGAGGGAGAUGGAAAAGCUGCUAGGCCAUUGCUGUGGAAGGCACUAAUUAUGAGACGAUUUUCAGACUUGGUGUAUGCAAGUGAAUAUAACAAAGAUGCAAAGAAAUGUUGUGACGAGGCUGUUGACAGGCUUAAAGAAGAACUCGGCAGUUUCAUUGGUUCAAAUAAUAAUGAUGAGUCUGUAGACAAUGAUGGUGUUAUAAAGAAUCCGGCUAUAAAGAGGAAGAAGUUUGGUCCCAGGAACGAACGUCCUAAAAGCAUUCUUGAGAAGGCAUGUAACAAAGUCAGAGGCAGGAAAACAAAUGCAAGAAUUGCUGCAGACCGAACAAGAGCUUCAGUUGCAUCAAACCUGCAUUAUCAAAGCAUGCCAUUUCCUUAUCCAAAGGGAGUUGCUCAACAUUUUACAGGCUCAGGAAGUUUUGCUGCUGUGAAUGCUUCCCAUCAAAGCAUGCCAUCUUUGAGCGUAAAUUCCGGUGGAUUCUCAUUUGCUAAUCCAAGCGUAGCUGCCCAGCAUUUUUCAUGGGCAUGGGCUUUCACUUCUGUGAAUGCUUCUGAUCAAAGCAUGCCAUUCAUCAACCAAAAUUCCGGUGAAUUCUCAUUUCCAAUUCCCAAGGGAGCUAGCCAGGAGUUUCAAGGUGAAAGCACUUUCGCUGCUGUGAAUCCUUCUCAUCAAAACAUGACAUUCAUGAAUGAAAACUUUGGUGGUUUCUCAUUUCCUAACCGAAGGGAAGCUUCUAGGGAGGCUGGAGCGCAGCGUUUCUUCAACUAG